This is a messenger RNA of Nilaparvata lugens (brown planthopper), 3041 nucleotides long. Its product is annotated as chromatin target of PRMT1 protein-like. Bases 166 to 1050 code for a protein of 294 amino acids. The record is from RefSeq and is a predicted model, not a curated record. Lineage: Eukaryota; Metazoa; Arthropoda; Insecta; Hemiptera; Delphacidae. The transcript has 7 exons.
CCGAGAGGUCUCUGGUUUGUGAGUUUUUGGCACUGGUGGAUGUGAUUUCGGAUUAUGGCGUCAUUACAUUAAAGUUCUAUUAGUUGUUUUUCAACUUUCUUGUGUAAACUUUUCUAAAGUGAUAAUAUUUAUUAAGUUUUGUUAGAGAAUUUAAGAUUAUAGAAAAUGGCGUUUAUGAACAGACCGAUGCAGAAAGUAAUUCUCAACAGCUCUACGAAGAUGAGUCUUCACGAACGUUUCACGUACCUUCGGAGUCAGUCGGCGGAGGCUGGAGCCGGGGGCAGCGGAGGCGGACAGAGGCAGACUGUAGCGGCCAUCACCUCCAAGAAUCGACGACUCGCGCAGCAGAUGGAACGCCGUCCCGCGGUCAUGGCUGCUCUCAAGAUCAAAAAGAGGAGCCUGAAACAGCGACUAGGCCAGACAACGAGCUUCGGCAGCAUCAAAGACCGGCUGACGUUGACCAGACGCGGCAGCCUCAGAGGUGGACGCUUGAAUCAGAUAGCCGCCGGCCUGCAGCGGAGGGGACGUACCAGGGGACGAAGGCAAAUUGGAGGUGGAUUAAGUCGCAGUCAAAGCAUGCAGUCGUUGAAUGGCUCGAACACGCAACAGCGCAUGCGUUCCAGAUCGCGUUCGAGGUCUCGCGUGCGUUCGCUUGCGCCCAGCGGAGGCAACAUGCGCCGAGGAGGAGCAGGGGCAGUCGCUUUCAGGAGAGGAGGAGGAGGAGGACCAGGUGCUAAUUGGAUGAGAGAGCGCGUGAAUGUGAGAGGAGGUGGCAUGAGGGGUGGCGGAGGCGGGGGUGGCGGCGUAAGAGGCAUGCGGAGAGGAUUCAGCGCGGGAGGAGGAGCCAACUGGAGAGGACGCUCGUUCCAGGGACAGCGUGGCAGGGGCAAUUUCAGAGGCCGUGGCAGUCGUGGUGGCGCGAGGGGUGGCAGAGGUAACUGGAGGGGAAGGGGUGGAGGCAACCGAGGUACAGUCCCCACCAAGGAGGAACUGGAUAGUCAGCUCGACCAAUACAUGGCAAGCAGCCAAAAUGCAAUGGACUUGGCUUAAUGUUGGACUACUUUCAAAAGUGUGUCUAAGCUCGCUGACUGUUAGCAAAGUGAUAUAGCUCAGUGUAUAUAAAGGACGAAGAAGAAAUUAUUAUUAACAUCGAUUAGUUGUAAGAAAAAUGUUAAAUAGUCACUUAAAAUGCCACUUAAUGCCUCUCCUUUAUGGAUGACGUUUACUCCUCCUUUGAAUUAUUGUAGGAGUAAAUAAUAAAGGGUAGUCAAAAGUUCAAUUUUUUAAAUUUAUUGUUCUUCAUUGAAUUCUUAUUAGAAAAAUAUUUUUUUAAUUUUUCAUUAUAAUCUAGUGUUAUUCCCCUUGAUAUAACGUUGUGUGAACGUUAGUUGAAACAAUUGCUGUACGUUAGUCAAAAUGUCAGGUGUAAAUGAUGAAAAGCAAAGUUUUUCGACAUUUGAAAAUAAAAUUCAUGAAUAAACUUGUAUACUGUAAUUUGGAGUAACUGUUAUAAUAAAAACGGCUUCCCAACGACUAAUACCACAAGUACACUAUUAACUUGAAUAUUUUAGGAACCGACCAUAAAGAGAGCGAUCUGCGAUCCUAAAGGAUCCUAUAGGUAUCUAUAUCCAUAUCUGAGAGAGUGUUCUAAGAUAUAGAUACCUAUAGGAUUCAGAUCGCAGAUAUCUCUGUGUGGCAGGGACUGUACUGUCCAUUGUGAUUAAGUGUUCCAGUUUGAUUCUUUCAUUACUUAUCUUCAAUAUAUAUGUUUUGAAACUUGGUGGGUCAAACGCUAAGAAGGAGCUGAAGCUAGAUUAUUACUGAACCCCAAUUAUCGUGUCUUAAGAGUUGACAAAAAGAACUGACUAUAACUAAUUUUUAAUGACAAAAAAUAUAAAUAGCAAUUUGAUGUAAUUAUCCAGAUUUCCAUUGUUGUAUUUCUAUUCCCGAAAUGUUUGAAGAAACAAAGUCUUUUUCUCUUUUUAACGACUUUCUCGUAAUAUUUGCCUUGAUCUGGAUUUUACUAAUGUGUGCCACUGUUUAUAUAACUGGUAAUGUUUACCUUAUUAUGUGCCACUUUCUAAAAAUGAAUGUCCAGAAUUUACUUAUACUUGAUUCCUUCCUGGUUCCCUUUAUUUAACCAUUCAACCUGUAUUUUGGAGAAAGAGAUCCUGGCUUUCAGGAGUUAUUAAACAGUUCAGAAUUAGUUACAAUUUCUCUUGGGAACAUUUUUUUAUAAUCCAGCUGUCUUUUUCUUUGUAUCCUUUCGGGAUUAGGAAAUUAAUUUCGGCAGAUUUGGGAGAUCCUUGGAUUAACAAGGCACUUUGAGCAUGGCUUCAGUAUGGUCCUCGAACGGACAUACGAUUAACACUCGGGACAUGUUUGAGGCAGGAGACAUUUGCACCUCGGAUUCAAACAUUUAGAUUGAUAUCAAAGAUCCAAUACAAAUUCCAAAAACAUAAAUGCCUCAACAGAGACGUUUGCAGAUAGAACACUGAGAACAAUUGCAUUGUUAAGUAUUUCUGGCCAGUCAUUCAUAGCUCUUUAUCUGUUGUCUCCCACAACUUGAAACACAUCUCGGCUAGAUCCCAUUUAUAUUUCAAUUGGUUCUAUUUUUGAAAUUUAGCUUCAGCUUUUUCUACUAAGUAUCAUCUACCUAUAGCAGCAAAUACAGUAGCAAAUUUAUGCUACACAAAUACAUUUACUCGAUAACAGUAAAGACGAAAUCAACGAAACACUUAGAAGUAAAUUUCAGGCCUCAACAGUAUUACUGGAAAUACUUAUUAGAUAAUAAGUAAUACAGUAUCAUAUUAAUUUUGAUCAUUUAUUUGAAUAAUUAUAAUUUUAACUACUCAACAUUAUUGGUUCUAUCUAAAUCUUCGUAUCUCGAGUAGAUCGUAAAGCUGCACAUUUUCUAUGUAUGUUUUCCUUAUAAGACAGUAUUUUAAAGUUACGUGCUCUCCUCUACUUGAUUCGCAUCAUAAUAGACAGGAGUUUUCAUUCAAUUGGUGUAUCUGGAAUGAUUAAAAUGAUCAACCUUA